This is a messenger RNA of Guyanagaster necrorhizus, 174 nucleotides long. RefSeq lists its product as uncharacterized. Bases 1 to 174 code for a protein of 57 amino acids. Gene Ontology annotation, biological process: translation. The record is from RefSeq and is a predicted model, not a curated record. Gene Ontology annotation, molecular function: structural constituent of ribosome. Gene Ontology annotation, cellular component: ribosome; mitochondrion. The transcript has 3 exons. NCBI's taxonomy places the organism in Eukaryota, Fungi, Basidiomycota, Agaricomycetes, Agaricales, Physalacriaceae.
AUGGCCAAAGCAAAGGCCAAGUCGCUUAUUGUUCGCUUAAUAUCGACGGCGCAAACCGGAUUCUUUUACACGACCAAACGUCUUCGCCAGGGACCUCUCCUGUCUGCGGUGAAGUAUGAUCCUAUGGUGAAGCGGAGGGUCCUUUUCGUGGAAAGUAAAAAGACUAAAAAGUAG